AUGUUUGCAUUCUUCUCCAUCCGGCCUAGAGCCAUUGGGGCCUCCGGACUGUUGAAUCAGAUCCGAAAAGCAUCAUCUAAACGAUGGCAGGCCCGCCAGCAGAGGGAUCAAUUUACUAGAGAGGCAGCAGUGCAAGGCCUGAAAAGCAGAGCUGCGUUCAAGUUGUUACAGGUAGCCGUAAGCCGGACACAGCCAAAUGGUCGCGUGCUCGGCGUGGACAUUAUUCCUGCACAACCGCCAAAGGGCGUUUCCACCAUUCAAGGGAAUUUCCUUGCACCUGAAAUCCAGGAAUAUAUCCAAGAUUUCUUACGCAACCCGAAUCGGGGUCGACCCCGACAGCCUGGGGCCAUCGACGACGCCAGUCCUAGCCUGCUCGAGCCUGCCAGCAAUGCAGACCCCGGCGCAGCGCAAUCCGACGAUGAUAAGACCCGAGAAAUGACGGUGGAUGUGGUUCUCAGCGAUAUGUCUGCUCCCUGGUAUCAGACAUCCGGUUUCUGGAAACGAAGUCUAAGUAAUCCCUAUCACAGGAUGAUGAACACCAGCGGAAACACUUUCAGAGAUCACGCAGGGAGUAUGGACCUCUGUAAUGCUGCGUUACAGUUCAGCUCGAAGGUCCUGAAAGCAGGCGGGCAUUUUGUCUGUAAAUUCUACCAAGGAGCAGAAGAUAAAGAGUUGGAGAAGCAGCUCAAAGAUAUGUUUCAAAGGGUUCAUCGACUUAAGCCUGAAUCAUCACGCAGUGUACGCCUGGUCCGUGUCUCCCCAACUCCAUCGACUGUCAGCUAA
Penicillium daleae is the source of this 783-nucleotide messenger RNA. RefSeq lists its product as uncharacterized. Lineage: Eukaryota; Fungi; Ascomycota; Eurotiomycetes; Eurotiales; Aspergillaceae. Gene Ontology annotation, cellular component: mitochondrion. The transcript has 3 exons. Gene Ontology annotation, molecular function: rRNA (uridine-2'-O-ribose)-methyltransferase activity. The record is from RefSeq and is a predicted model, not a curated record. Gene Ontology annotation, biological process: RNA methylation. Bases 1 to 783 code for a protein of 260 amino acids.